This is a messenger RNA of Suillus fuscotomentosus, 1826 nucleotides long. RefSeq lists its product as uncharacterized. Gene Ontology annotation, molecular function: polyamine oxidase activity; L-amino-acid oxidase activity. The record is from RefSeq and is a predicted model, not a curated record. Gene Ontology annotation, biological process: amino acid catabolic process. The transcript has 5 exons. Bases 317 to 1753 code for a protein of 478 amino acids. Lineage: Eukaryota; Fungi; Basidiomycota; Agaricomycetes; Boletales; Suillaceae.
AAAAAUCAAUGAUCUGAGCCCACUUUCAGUACUCUCAUUCAUGAUGGGCCCCUUCGAAUCCAACCAUUCACUUGCACGCAGUGGACUUCUACAGGUUUCCUGUACUAGUCAAACAUUCCACUGGACUUUUGGUUACGAUGCAAAUGCCAAAAUCAACAUUUCCUAGGACAUCUCGGCUAUCUUAGAACAAUCCUAUCUACUUAGUCGCCGCUCGACUUCGGAAGUUUGACUAAGGCGCCACCGUUAACCCAGAUUGCUCUGGGCACGUAAACCGCAGUCCCCGCCGACCUUAUUUGUCAUCACAUCAAUAUCAAUCAUGUCCCAGUCCCCUUCUCUAGCACGACCGAGGAAAUUAAAGCAUGUUGGCAUUGUGGGAGCUGGCAUGGCUGGCUUGUAUGCUGCAUAUCGGUUGAAAUUGUCAAGCUAUCCUGGCAUCGUAGUCUCUCUGUACGAACUGGAUGGGAGAGUGGGUGGGCGUGUUAAAACCUACCACUUUACAUCCGAGAAGGACCAAUACUUUGAGGCUGGUGCCAUGCGUAUUCCAAGUACCCAGAUGCAUCAACCAACCUUCGACUUAAUUAACUUCUCAAAGACGCCCAUCACGCCGACCUCAAUCUUAUACCUUAUCAUCUCACCACCCCCGACAAUCACUUCGACGAGGGCUGGAAGCUCCUCAUGCGUUUUGACAAAGUCCCAUUCCGUUCCUACCUGGAAUCUCUUGGAUGGCCACAAUCAGUCAUUGAUUUCACCUGAGACUAUGUGCUCUCAGACCAACCAGUUCGCGCUGAGCUUCUCUGAGCUCAUCAUGCAGAACCUCGACUUCGACACUAAACAGUGGUUCACACUGGAAGAGGGGAUGGACAGACUUCCUCAGGCACUUGCCGGGGUGGUUGGCAUGAACAAUAUUACAUUUGGUGCGCGAGUGCAGAAGAUCGAGCAGAACGGUGAUGGUGUCACUAUCUGCGCAGAUACGCCUAGGGGUCGGGUAGAAAAAACCUUUGACAAAGUGAUUCUUGCCAUUCCGCCUAGUGCGUUGAGGAUGAUUCCAGAGCGUCCUCGCUGGGAUUACAGGAAGGAGCAAGCUAUUCGCGCUAUGUUCUACGAGGCGUUAUAUAAGAUCGGUCUGCGCUUCAAGACUCGAUUCUGGGAGCAUGUGGAACCCCCUUCUCUAGGGGGACAAUCAAUGACUGAUCUGCCGAUUCGGUGGAUUGUAUAUCCAUCCAAUGGCAUCGGUUCCGAGGGACCUGGCGUCCUGCUUCUGUAUUCCUGGAACACAGACGCCUCUGUGUGGUCCUCCAUUCCUUUCAGCGAACGUCUUAAGAACUCUCUAUGUCACCUUUCAAAGGUUUUCCCGAGUGUUGACAUCUACAACCAAUUCAUCGCGGCAGAGGAUUUAGCAUGGUCCGAGCACAACCCUACCGGCGACGCUAUGUUCCUUCCCGGGCAACUGUCAGAGUAUUUUGACAUUGCUCGUCGUAAGGAAGGUGACGUCUACUUCGCUGGAGAGCAUUUGAGCCGUCAUCAUACGUGGAUUACCGGAGCCAUCGAUUCUGCCAGAUCAACUGCAGAAGAGGUCAUUCGCGACUUUGCCUUCAAGCGCAUUCCUACAGGGUGGAUUCCCCGAACUGGAACGGAACCCAGCGAUCAUUAUGAUCCUGAGGCUCACCGCAUGGAGGUGAUCAAGAGUGGGCUGGAAAAUAUCAAGAACAACCGCGAGGAGUUCGAGAAGUCUGUCUUACUGAACUCGCUGUAAACCACAACCGUUGAUGAUUAUAUCCACGCGCAUGUAAUAUUAUCUAGAUAGUAUUAGUCUCAUUCGACUUGAU